UAAUAUCCAAGUCUGCUAAGUCUCUAAAUAGCACAGACUAGUAUUCAAAACAACACAAACUAGUAUCCAGAUAGCAGAUACCAACUAAUAUCCACAACCAACCAACUAGUAUUCAAUAUGGAUACUCUUAUGGGUUAUCUGGAUACUCUAAUGUGUUAUCUGGAUACUAAUUAUGUGCUGUUACUAUUCUGUGUUGUUUAGAUAUUAGUUUGUGAAUUUGGGAUACUAGUCGAUUCAUGGUGGAUAUCAGUUAGCAAACUUUGAAUACUAGUCUGUGCUCUCUAGAUACUUUAUUACUUGGAUAUUAGUUCAUGUAUUUUAGAUAUCAGUUAGUAUAUGCUAACGAAUCUUCAAGUUAGCAUAUUAACUUUCCCGCCUUUUUCCCACUUUCUCCCGUCCAAACAUUGGCUUCCCCCAUCAGCUGCCUCCCUUUUAUCGGCUGGACUAAAAAACCCCAAAAAAAGCAACUAAAAUGGGCCCGUCUCUUGCAACCGUUGGAUCUCGGCUGGGCUUGCGUGGACAAGGACAACAUCCAUGUCGUGUCAGCAUCUCCUAACAAAAACAUCAGUUAGGAGACUAACUUUUUCGGGUUGAGACGGACAUCGUAGGAACUGAGGACAGCAGCAUGAAAUGCUACCGUGAGCCGGGUAGGUGACAUCUCUGCUAACGCGCACUACGUGUCGACGACGGCAGUCGGGUAGGAGUUUCACGACGGCGACGAUCGAAGAAGUCCAAGAAAAAAAAAAAAAAAAAGAGAGCGGCAAAGCGUACAGGCUCCAGUAAGUGGAUUGGGCCAUUAUGGACUCCGCCAUUUUGGGCCGAUCAGCCCAGUUCCCUGGGAAAGCAAUUCCAUUGAAGGGAUGGCUGAGUGGUUAUGAUUUUUGGUUCGCUCGAAAACGAGUAGGUCCUGGGGUAAUAUCACAAUUCACAACACGCUACACGCUCAAAACUUUACGGGUUAACCGAAGAAGCAAAGAUCGAGACGCGGAAGAGGAAUAGCUCAAAUGGUCAAUUACUUACUCGUAGGCAGAUCUGCAGUUAACAAAUCCUUUCCCUUCCCACCUGCCCGGCUGCCCCACUCUCCUCCACUCUUUUAUAUUACCCCACUGCCCGGGCAAAGCAAGAACAGGCAACUGACCCAAAGAAGAUAUUCCUUUUCUCCUCGACCCCCAAAUUGGACGAACACCAAAUCCGAUUUUCCCUCCAUUUCCGACCGCCGAUCAUGUCUGGUUACCCUUACCACCCUCCGUCCGGCUACGGAUACGGCCCUCCUCCACCGUCUCAACCCUACGGCUCAUCCGGCGGUCCUCCACCGCCACAACCCUACGGCUCAUCCGGCGGACCUCCACCGCCGCAACCCUACGGCUCGGCUCCCUCGUACGGCGCUCCACCGCCUAAUCAGCAGUCUCACGGUGGGCCCCCGCCGCCCCAAUCGUACGGCUCCUCUCCCUCGUACGGCGCUCCACCGCCCAAUCAGCAGCCCCACGGCGUGCCUUCGGCUCCAUACGCCGCACCGUACGGAGCCCCGCCGGGUGGGGACAAGCCGCCGAAGGAGAAGCCAUACGGCGGUGCCUCUGUUCCCGUAGGAGGCGGAGGCGGAGGUGGAUAUCCUCCGUCAGCGCCGUACGGUAGCCCAUUCGCUUCCCUUGUCCCGUCGGCGUUCCCUCCAGGGACCGAUCCCAGCGUCGUGGCGUGCUUCCAGAUGGCCGAUCGGGACGGGAGCGGCUUCAUCGACGACAAGGAGCUCCAGAGCGCGCUGUCUAGCUACAAUCAGAGCUUCAGCUUGAGGACCGUUCACUUGCUCAUGUACCUCUUCACCAACAGCAACAACAGGAAGAUCGGUCCAAAGGAGUUCAUACAAGUAUUCUACAGCCUUCAGAGUUGGAGGGGCAUCUUCGAGAGGUUUGAUAGGGAUAGGAGCGGGAAGAUCGAUACUAACGAGCUGAGGGAGGCACUGUUGAGUUUGGGAUUCGCAGUCUCCCCAGUUGUUCUGGACUUGUUGGUGUCUAAGUUUGACAAGUCGGGUGGCAAGAACAAGGCCAUCGAAUAUGACAACUUCAUCGAGUGCUGUCUUACUGUCAAGGGACUGACGGAGAAGUUCAAGGAGAAGGACAUGGCGUACACAGGUUCAGCUACAUUUUCGUACGAGACUUUCAUGCUAACGGUCCUGCCGUUCCUUAUUGCAUAAGAGACGAGCGAAAGUUAUAAAAGAGUCAAAAGGCUUUGGGUAACCCUUUGAGAGGCAGAAGCUUCAUGAAUUCUACUGAAGAGACAUGUGAGAUGUUGUAUUUUCUUUGGUGGGUUGUAUGUUUCAAUUUUCAUGCUCGUGUAUGUGAUGAAUGUUUGAAGCCAGUUUCCUUGUGCGAGUUUAGUAGAGAGUUGUAUUGCAUGGUGCUGGCCUGAUGACUGAUGAGGAGGAUGAUGGUGUUGCAGACAAUUGGGUUGUUUUUCGAGGACUUGAUUGCAAAUAGAAAUAGUUUUAUUUUCAUUUCCUCCUCGGUUUCUCAAUAAGAGGCGACAAAAGCGCGAUAUAGGCCAUUGGGCCUCUCUUUGAGAUUUGGCCCAAAAUUCCGUUAUUCUCAAAGGCCCAAUCCUCAAUUUCUCAUGUCCAUAACAUAACGGAAGAGGAUUGUGUUCUUGUGAAGGUUGGUCAUGCUUUUUCUUGUUAAUUCAUAAUUGAGAACUUCAUGCUUUCUAUUGCUGAGAGGACGAUGAGUGAAAACACGAGAUCAGAGUAAGGGGAAUAGAUGAGCACUGUCGUUGUCCGUGGUAUGAUUUAUGUCAAAAUAUCUAAAAUGUGGUCUACACAUGGCUCCCUUGUCACAUUCAUUUAUUGAGAAUUUCAUGUUUUGUAUCGAGAGAGGAUGAUGAGCAAGAACACGAGAUCAGCGCCAGGGGAAGGGCAAAGCAUCAUCGUUGUUUGCUAUCUAUGUUCAGAUAUCUAGAAUGUGAUCUACACAAAGCUCCUUUGCCAUGUCCAUCUUGUCGAAUGUGGCUUCGUGUGCAAGAACUGGCCCCGAAUCUACUCGUCCAAUGAACUCUAAAGAGGUUAAAGAGGUUCAAGGUAAAUAUGAUACUAGAAAGAUGUGAUAUUAUAAUUUGAGUCAUUGUACCUGAGCAUUUAGGUGAUGUAGCCAUGUCUUCAAGAUGCCAGUAUUUGUACUUCGUAUCUCAUUACUAGUUAAUACUCGUGUUGUUGACGAUAUCAUCCAAUCAAAAUGUACCAUGGGUUUCCUUCUCAUGGUUCAAAAAGGCCCUUUCAAGGCAAUACAUCUUUGUGUUUGUAGCCACAUCAUUCUAAAAUAGAUUAGGACAAUGUUUUUGCAUCUACAACAUGUGUGUGCUUCCACUAUGUUUGUCAAACCAAUAAGUUCCUUGACUUUGGACACAAGGAGUGUAAUUAGUAAUUACUCCAAUGCUCGGGAGGACUAAACUGUUAAGGUUUAUUUAUUAAUUUGCAUGUAAUUUCGAAAUAUAAAUUAUGAUACUGCGUCGUGAUCAAAAUACUGAAUUUGACAAACAAAAUUGGGUAAAACUUUUACAAUAUCGUGCUGAAAUUCCAAUUAUGUGGAUUUAUCUACAAUAAUAAAUUCAAAACAACUUCAAGAAUAUUUUUGUUUACUUCCUCAACCUCAAGUUAGUUUGACCUCCGAUGACUUUGUGUUCGUACAAACAGAGACAAAAGCAAACGAUUGCUUUCUCAUGCCGACCUGAAUAAGGACACAGGCGUAAUACGUGGUGGAAACCCAAGAACUGGGCAACGAACAGUGAGCGGAUACGGAGCACAGAAAAGUAGGUUCUCUCUAGUCAAGAACUCUUUCUCCCUCGAUUCUUCAAUUCCACUGACUGACUCGUUAUCUCCUUCAUUUCCUUCUGCGCCCUCUCCCUGUCUCUGUGGCAUACGCGGCCUUCAGGAGGAGGCGAUGGCGGCGUCGAUGAAGAUCAUCUUCGGCCUCCUCACUUUCGUAACCGUCGGGAUGAUUAUCGGUAAUCCUCAUAUCCAUUGCCGCUGCUCCGCCGAUUUCCCUUGCUUCCAUUUCAUAUUGGGUCUAUCAACUUGCUUUGCUUUUCAUGCCUGAUGUGAAUUGCGCGCGUAAUUUGAAUAUAUUAGAGCGACAUUUGGACGAUUCAAUGUGUUUUCCAGUUUGAUCGAAUGGUACAUCGGAAGUAGCUGUAGCUGCUGUGUGUUAUUAGGCUUUCUCUCGCGGCAUUUUAGUCGGUUUCCGUUGCCUGAAUAUCUACGGCCAUGGAUUGCUUGAGUUGUCUUCUGAACGGGAUCUAAAAUUCCGUUUGCUUACCUAUUGGGAUUGGUCAUCUUAUGUGAAAUGAUUUUCAGACCAUUUUGAUUCAAGUAUGGCUAUAAGCGCUCAAUUGGUCUUUUUUUUUUUUGUGCAGUUUUGGUAUGAGUAAACACUUUCAUUCCUUUUUAUAUCUUGUGUGAUGCUUUUGCUUAUUUGGUAGCAUGUGUCCUGUGAUGGCAGUGAUUGACUAACUUGACUCUUAACCAUUGAAACAUCAAUUCGAAUUUGCGCUGCAGGUGCGUUAUGCCAGUUAUCAUUUAUAUGGAAGCUGGAAGCCUCGAAUGGUAUCCGUCCCUCUCUUUCUGGCUGUUGUGAAUUCUUUCUGGCUGUUGGAUUUGAAAUCUUAUCUCAAUCAUGAAUGGACGGUAGAUCUAUUGUCAUCAUCAGAUGGUUUUUCCUGAAAUGAACUGACUAUGGAUUUGGUUAUCUCAGUAAAAAAUGAUAUUUAAG
Molecule: messenger RNA, 4751 nt
Organism: Linum trigynum
Lineage: Eukaryota; Viridiplantae; Streptophyta; Magnoliopsida; Malpighiales; Linaceae
Source: the annotation of a GenBank genome assembly